AUGAAAGUUGAAACAAUCGCUAAAGAAAUCAUAAAACCAUCUUCCACAACUCCAAACGAUCUCCGAACUCUCCAACUAUCUAUCUAUGAUCACAUCCUUCCUCCCAUUUACACAGUCGCCUUUCUCUUCUACACCAAAAAUGAUUUGAUCUCACAAGAACACACUUCCCGCAAACUCAAGACCUCUCUGUCCCAAACCUUGACCAAGUUCUACCCUCUUGCCGGAAGAAUCAACGGCGUCACUGUCGACUGUAACGACGAAGGAGCUGUCUUUGUCGAUGCUCGUGUCGAUAACUGUCCUCUCACUGAUUUCCUCACAUCCCCAGAUUUAAAUGCCCUCCAACAGUUACUUCCUCUAGACUCCGUAGACAACCCUUACGUGGCUGCUGCUACAUGGCCUCUGCUGCUCGUGAAGGCGACUUAUUUCGAAUGCGGCGGCAUGGCCAUCGGAGUCUGCAUCACCCACAAAAUCGCCGACGCAGCCUCCAUCUCGACUUUCAUUCGGACUUGGUCUGCUAUGACUCGAGGAGAGACCGGGGAAGCGGUGGUCGGUCCCGAGUUUGCUGCAGCUAACUUCUACCCACCAGCAAAUGAGGCCUUUAAGCUUCCCGUGGACGACAAAGCCGGCAAGAGAAGCAGCGUCACGAAGAGAUUCGUUUUCGAAGCGUCUAAGGUUGAAGAGCUCAGGACCAAAGCAAAAGCAAAAGCCGUUGACCGACCUACACGGGUGGAGAGCGUCACUGCUCUUCUCUGGAAGUGCUUCGUCUCUACAAAGUCGACAACGACUUGUGAUCACAAAGUUCUGAUCCAGCUCGCUAACUUGCGCUCCAAGAUACCUUCUCUUCUGCCAGAAAGCAUGAUCGGAAACAUCAUGUUCUCUUCUGCGGUCUUGAGUAUUGGUGGAGGAGAGGAAGUGGGAAUCGAAGAGGCCGUUAAAGAGUUACGGAAAAAGGCGGAGGACUUACGAGGCUUGAUCGAAGACGAAGAGACUUCGUUGAUCGGCUCUAAACUAGCAAAUCUGAUGCUCACUAAUUAUUCAAGGAUGAGCUUUGAGACUCACGAGCCCUACACCGUGAGUAGCUGGUGCAAGCUACCACUUUACGAGGCCAGUUUUGGAUGGGGAUCUCCGGUUUGGGUUGUCGGUAACGUGGCUCCAGCGUUUGACAAUCUAGCGAUACUGAUGGAUUCCAAGGACGGACAGGGAGUUGAAGCGUUUGUCACACUGCCUGAAGAGAACAUGUCGUCCUUCGAGCAGAACCCGGAACUCCUUGGCUUUGCUUCCCUGAAUCCUAGUGUCUUGGUCUAA
Molecule: messenger RNA, 1305 nt
Organism: Microthlaspi erraticum
Lineage: Eukaryota; Viridiplantae; Streptophyta; Magnoliopsida; Brassicales; Brassicaceae
Source: the annotation of a GenBank genome assembly